GCUUUCGGAUUGGGUUGUCGUCGUUUAGUCGGCUAUCUUCCUCUCCAAACCCCCAAUCCCCCAACCCCUUGCUCCCCCUCUUUGUUUCUUCACUUCUCUCUCUCCAGAGAGAGAGCCAAGAAAAUUCACGAGGAAAUCAUCACUUGAUUUUCUCAGUAUCCAAACAGAAAUAAAAAACAUCAAAAAGAGACAAAAAAAAUGUCGCACGCAGUGUUCCAAACGGCUCAAAUCAUGCCGAUAAACACCCAGCUCCCGACGAAGCCCAAGCUGAUGGGUCCCAUCCAGCUUCGGAUGUCGGAGCGGAGAGGUCUGUUGUUGAAGGCCAAUUGCGCGUCUCCGUCUACUUCUGGUUUUGUGGAUGGAGACUCCAUGGCUUUGUUGGAGAGGUGCUUUGUGGGGCCAUCCGUCACUGGCGGUUUUGGUCCGGUUAUGAAGGGACAGUAUGGUGCGUUAGGUGCGGUUACUCUUGAGAAAGGCAAGCUCGAUAUGUCUCAGAAGCAAUCCAAGUCUAGCCCCGAGACUGCAAUUGGGGGAGGUGGCGGAGAUAUUGGAAAGAGGAUAAAUAAUGGUGGUGGUGAUGGAGGUGACGAUGAUGGUGAUGAUGAUGAUUAUUUUGAUGACUUCGAUGAUGGUGAUGAGGGUGAUGAAGGUGGUCUGUUUAGAAGACGGAUGUUUCUUGAAGAGCUGUUUGAUCGAAAAUUUGUAGAUGCAGUAUUGAAUGAGUGGCAGAAGACAAUGAUGGAUUUACCUGCUGGGUUCCGGCAAGCUUAUGAAAUGGGACUGAUCAGCUCCGCUCAAAUGGUCAAAUUCUUAGCAACCAAUGCCAGGCCAACCACUACUAGGUUUAUUUCUCGUGCACUUCCUGAUGGAAUAUCAAGGGCAUUCAUUGGCAGAAUGCUUGCAGAUCCCGCUUUCUUAUAUAGGUUUCUUUUAGAGCAGGCUGCAACAAUUGGUUCCUCAGUUUGGUGGGAGUUAAAGAAUCGUAAGGGCAGGAUAAAGCAAGAAUGGGAUUUGGCGCUUAUAAAUGUGCUCACAGUAACAGCAUGCAAUGCUAUUGUUGUUUGGUCACUUGCUCCUUGUCGUUCAUAUGGGAACACAUUCAAGUUUGAUUUGCAAAAUACGUUACAAAAGCUCCCCAACAAUAUAUUUGAGAAGAGCUACCCACUGAGGGAAUUUGACUUGCAAAAGAGAGUUCACUCAUUCUUCUACAAGGCUGCUGAGUUGUGUAUGGUUGGACUAACAGCUGGAGCUGUGCAAGGUUCUUUAUCAAAUUUUUUGGCCCAUAAAAAAGAGGGAAGGUUAUCUGUGACGAUCCCAAGUGUGAAAGCAAAUGCACUUGGUUAUGGUGCAUUCCUCGGACUUUAUGCGAACUUGAGAUAUCAGCUGUUAUGUGGAUUUGACAGAGCUGUGAUGAACCAUUUUGAUGUUAUUGGAGUGGCGCUGUUUCUAAGCACGACACUAAGGCUUUUGAAUGUACAAGUAGGGGAGAGAUCAAGGCUGGCUUGGCUUGGGGUGGAGGCUGAUCCAUUGGUUGACUCUGAUGAUCUUUUGAAGGUUUACAGUAGGCCUUCAGACAAUCUUGAACGGCCAUCUUCAAAAUGGUUUAUUUCGAAGAAUGCCAUUGUUUCUGGGCUUGGUCUCCUUGGCAUCAAACAAGGGAAUGCUGACUCCGUUGCUGAUGGGGAAUCUUCAACCCCUAAGACACGUAGAAAGAGGAUUGUCCGGAAGAAGGUGACCGCAAGUUCAGCGUAGUUUAAUCCAUGUAAUCACCAACAGAGUCCAAUUUUGUUGCCGAGGGAGAUACAACUUGCUCGUCGAACCACUAAACAAGAGGAGCUGAGGUGUUGUGCAGAAAUUUCUGGCAUCUCUUGCAGAGGAUAAGGAGAAGAUUUCUAAUUUUUUUUCUUUCUAUAGUUUCUCCCUCUUGAUCGCAAACCAAGUGUAUUGUACUACUGUGCUGAUCUUGAAAUUUUAGUAAAUUAGAAGCUUUCGAUUUUUUUAGCUACUCGUGCAUUUUUGAAGAAGACUUAAAAAUUCUUGCUGUUUGUAAUUACAGCAGUGCUAGUUC
This is a messenger RNA of Prunus avium (sweet cherry), 2068 nucleotides long. RefSeq names its product plant/protein, putative (DUF3411). Gene Ontology annotation, biological process: plant organ development. Gene Ontology annotation, cellular component: chloroplast inner membrane. The record is from RefSeq and is a predicted model, not a curated record. Lineage: Eukaryota; Viridiplantae; Streptophyta; Magnoliopsida; Rosales; Rosaceae.